Messenger RNA from Mollisia scopiformis, 1324 nucleotides. RefSeq lists its product as uncharacterized. Lineage: Eukaryota; Fungi; Ascomycota; Leotiomycetes; Helotiales; Mollisiaceae. Gene Ontology annotation, molecular function: protein binding. The transcript has 4 exons. Bases 1 to 1179 code for a protein of 392 amino acids. The record is from RefSeq and is a predicted model, not a curated record.
AUGGCACCAACGACAGCGGAAGUCGAGAAAGCAGAUCGGCUGAGGCUGGAGGGUAAUGAGUUGUAUAAAGAGAAUAAGUUGCUUAAAGCCAUCCAAAAGUAUCGCGAAUCCGCGAAACUGGUACCCAACGACGCCGUUCCGCUCGGUAAUCUCUCAGCAGCCUACUACGAGAUCAUGGAUAAAGAUAUGCCAACUCAGCCGGACUUUCCAAAUGGCUUGCUGGAGUACCUCACUCCAAUAUUCAUCGAUACCGCAAAAGCCAUGAAGAAACUUAAAGGCAGGUUCCAGAUUGAGGCAAUGGUUGGCGAUGCCCUUGAUCUCUGUGAGAGCCUUCGUUUUAUAUUAUACCAUGAUGCUGCAGACCCUAGCGCUACUGCCGCUAUCGGUACCCGCCCCAAAGAGUUCCCAGUCUUGUUUGACAGAGUUCACUUGAGCAAUAUUCCGGAUUAUAUGUGUGGCAAUCUCUCAGCUUGUCUGUUCGUUCCACCACUACCUAAAAGUAUAUCGUCGAGCCAUUGGCAGCAAUGUUGUCUGCGAAAGGGAAACUUAUUCGAUAGUUACGAGACAUAUCUGGCCGAGUACCAACGCAUCACCGACCCCACAAUGCUCAAGCAGCUUACUCAGGUGAAGAUGAUAUCCGAAUUCGACGAUUAUCAGCCUAUGGUAGAAUAUCUGACGUAUAAGGUUGCUGAUAUCUUACCUAUGAGCCACGGAAAGCUUCUUCCCAAGGCACCAUUUUUCAGAUGGUUCUAUGCCCUCUUCUUUCGACUGGCCCUGCCAUUUGAAUAUGAUGGUUCAGGGGUGAAUCUAAUCAUCUACACUCCUUUGAAUCUCACAGUACUCUUCCACCUCCUAGCUCACUUGAAGACUCUUGGCUACCCCGCACACUGUCUUUCAGAUGUCCUCCUCGCGAUCAUCGAGAACAAAGUCGUCACUACCAGCCGAUCCCCACGAAGUUCUCCAGCACUUCCGGAAGACGUUGAAUACGACAAUCCUGAACGAAAGCUCUCCACUGCUCCUUUCUCCUAUGAAAUGAAAACUUUGGCAGUGAUGUUUCAAAAUCAGCACCUCCAUUCUCAUUGCCAUCGCUCUCCCUACUUCCUGAAGGCAUUCACAGAUACACAUUCUCCUUGCCUCACGAUGGAGCAUACGUCUUCAAUCAUACCACCGCGACCUUAGGUCUAACCUUCUUCAAGACCUCUGCUCUCGAUGCACUUCGAAAAGGCAGUAUUCAGACCAUGCGAACAUUUGCUACCUCAUCUACUCGUGACCUCCUUGAUACGAGUGUCGAUGAAUAUACUAGGGCAAACUACGAAGACCCAGC